AAGAGUGCCAGGUGCUAUAUUUACAGGUAAAGGCUACAAAGAAAAUGAGUCGUAAGGUAAACUAAAUGUUUGAAGCGUCCAUAUGAGUGCUUUUAGUUCUACCAAUGAAGCCGUCCUUGUCCCUUCUUCCCUAUAACGCUCUUCAUUUGUUCAAUGCGAAGCGUAUUGUAGGUAUUAAGGCAGGAUGAAAAAGCCUGACUACUUUGUCAUAAUUAAUCAUAAGUAGCUUGGCACAUCACGCGCUCUACUUCCUUGACUUUUACAUUUCUUUUUGAUGUAGCCAAGUAGACAGAUCUCCACCGGGACCUGUUCAGGAACCUCUCUCCGACGACUUCUUCCCACAAGAAAUAAAAUGGCCCACAUCGAUUGGUUGAAGCUCCUAUUUUUCACGUCUGGUUGUUUUGUCGGAGUGCAGACUUUUCUCAGCGUUUUUGACUUAAUCGACACGGUCGGACCGGCGUACCGCGAAACCGACGACCUCUUUCACAGCCUCGGGGAUGCCAAAGUGCAAGCGGAUGCGAUCACUGCCACCGCGAACUGGCGCAGACUGCGCCGCGGGGUCGGUGGGGGUGCCGGGGAGACACCCACGGCCGAUAUUCUUGCCGUGGUGGAAAAAAAGCGACGCGAAGUCGCCCUGGAGGAACUACUAAAGGCAAAAGGGGACGAGACUGAUGUUCCAAAAGCAGAGGACAUCCAACUAGACCCGCUACCGAAUGAAAAGGCGAGGGACAUUUUCAAGCUAGGCAAACUCGGGAAAGUGAACUGGCGAAUACGGCUGUUUUCCACUACAGCGCAAAUCUUGACCAUGACGGGGACGCUCAUCGGCCUGUUCAUGGCCAUACUCACAGCAGGAACAAAUAUCGCGCAGCUGGUCAGUCUGUAUGUGGUGUUCAUCGGGUCAUUUUUAACCAUGGCCAUAGGCGAAGUGUUCGACAACUACAUGAUUUACGAGGGAAUGGUACUACCGAAGGUGGCCGGGCUCACGGAUUUCACGGUAUUUAUUGAAGUGUCAGCUGCGCCAGUUACACUUUAGUUUCAGUGGUUAGAGCUUCUAUGUGCCAAUCUGAUAUAUCUUUUUUCAGAUAUGCGACUGGACGAGAAAAUCGAAAUCGAAAUUGCAAAACCACACAGAAUCUCAUGGCGGGAUUUGGUGCGAUGUUGUUUUCCUUUCUCGCACUGUAUAAGCAUGAGCUGGGAAUCACGACGACGGAGUUGGGUCCGCCUAAAUCCAGACGCAUAUGAACUGCAAAAGUAUCGUACUAGUAUAAAUUGCAUUACAAAUUAACCCAGCAUUGCAAAAUUUGUAAUGCUGAUUUACCUUGAGAACGAGACUUGUAAUGCAUAAAAUACAAUUACUACGAGUACGAUACUUUUGCUAUGCAUAACGCACCACGCUAGCCAAUGUGGAGUACGAGCUCGGAAAGGUGGACAUUUCCACGACAGGCGACAACGUAGACGAGCAGAAAGGCUUGUUGAGCGACAAAGUAGGGCGGCCCUCCUCCACGAACCGGGGGCCGAGCCUGGUGCGGAAUCGGUUGCCGAGUGGUCAGAUGACGGGAGUAGACUUAGCCACGAGCAGGAUCUCGCAAACCGCGAAGUUAUCAAAUGUAAAAAUGUCUGGGUCUGGAAGAAUGCAACCUGUCAUGCUACAUCUGAAGCAUGCAAAAAUCUGUGUUGCAUGCUUACCAAAAGUCGUCCAGUUUUGACCAAGUCAGGAGGGAGUUUCUCAUGCAGGAUUGGCAUGAGAGAGAUCGCGCAGUAGAAUCUGUCAUGCUAGGUCCUGCAUUCCAGAUCUCAUGGAUCAUGGAAAAGCUGCAUGACAAAUCGCGCAUUCUUCCAGACCCAGACAUUUUUACAUUUGAUAGAAGUUCACUACUGGCAAUAUUACUAGAGAGUCGGAUACCUCGGAUAGCGAAGAGAUGGACUCUGCUGGGUCCGAUCCCAGUGGGGCGGAAAACAAGGAGAAGAGAAAGGAAAAGAAGAAGGACAAAGAGCACAAGAAAAAGGACAAGCCGGCGGGGGACCAAAACAAGGAGCACAAAGGGGAUCACAAAGACAAGGAGCACAAAGACAAGGACAAACACGGCGGAGGUGGACAUCACGAGCAUAAGGAACAGCACGACCGCAAAAGUGCUCGGGGCGCAAAUAAGGUGCUCUCGACGACGCCGGUGGUAGACUCCCCAAACGUCAUGAGCUUCCAGAACGCGCGGGGACCGUCGACAGGCACCGCGCAGUCAACCGACGCUCUUAUCAUGCAAGGGAACCUGAAUGUGGGUGCAGGGGCAGCGGAGUUUGAGUUAUAGAGCUAUUUCUUAGGAUAAGUAGCAUAUCCAUAUCGUAGGAACCGUACGCUCCUUCGUCUUGUGCUCUUUUUUAGCUGUGCUCUUCUUCUGCUGUCCUUUACCUGUUUGAGAGUUUACUCUCUGUGCUCUGUCAUACUUAGUCGAAAUGACAUAGAUGUGCGUAGAUCCAUCCCCCGCCCUUAACUCCCAUUACGUCGUGAUGGUGCUCAUCACAAAACACCUCAAGCACCUUUCUGAGUUGCUUUUCACCCAUGCAAGCUCUUGUCGAGCUACAAACAUAAUAUUUCAUCUUACGAUAAGUUUUCGUUCUCCCAAUCCUGAGUACAUAUUUUUUACGGUUCGUAGUUGAACGAACUUCAAUCCUGCCAAUGCAUUUGUCGGCUUUCAGUUUCAAUGCUGCCCUGUAUGAUGACGAAACAAAAGGUUUUUUAGGUUUCUGAAAAGGGAAUCAGCGAAGCUCGACUGCGUAACUAAUGCAAGUACGACCACACAUAAGUGUCAU
Amoebophrya sp. A120 is the source of this 2805-nucleotide messenger RNA. The record is from the annotation of a GenBank genome assembly. NCBI's taxonomy places the organism in Eukaryota, Dinophyceae, Syndiniales, Amoebophryaceae.